Messenger RNA from Cuscuta campestris, 1133 nucleotides. Lineage: Eukaryota; Viridiplantae; Streptophyta; Magnoliopsida; Solanales; Convolvulaceae. The record is from the annotation of a GenBank genome assembly.
CGACAACCAUGGCUUUUUUAAAUCAAAGCCCCUACAUGGCAACGUUAUCUGGAGGAAUGGAACAAGGAAAAAUCCAUAAACAGAAAGAUUCCACUAAAUCGGAAUAAUUUGCCAAAUGUAGCCAUUUCAGCCAUCUUUAAUGUUUUAAUUGCUGUUAGAAUCAUUACAGGAAAUAUAUUCUGUGAAAUGGCCUGGAAAUCCAAAGCUUGGUGAAGGGAAACCUGAAAAUCAAAAUCAUGCUAUUAUAUUUACACGUGGAAAUGCAAUACAGACCAUUGAUAUGAUUCAGGAUAAUUACUUUGAGGAGGCUUUGAAGGUGAGAAAUUUUCUUGAAGAAUUUUACCGUGACCAUGGAGUUCGCCCCCCUACUAUUCUUGGUGUUACGGAGCAUGUGUUUACUGGAAGUGUUUCUUCUUUAGCAUCCUUCAUGUCUAAUCAGGAAUCUAGCUUUGUGACUCUUGGCCAACGUGUUCUAGCAAAUCCUUUGAAGGUUCGUAUGCAUUAUGGUCAUCCAGAUGUCUUUGAUAGACUAUUCCAUAUAACUAGGGGUGGUAUCAGCAAAGCAUCUCGCGUCAUAAAUAUUAGUGAAGAUAUUUUUUCUGGGCAAUGUUACUCACCACGAAUACCUCCAGGUUGGCAAGGGAAGAGAUGUUGGACUCAAUCAGAUUCUUUGUUUGAGGGGAAAGUUGCAGGUGGUAACGGGGAACAAGUCCUUAGUAGAGAUGUCUACAGGCUUGGUCAGCUUUUUGAUUUCUUCAGAAUGCUAUCGUUCUACUUCACAACUGUGGGAUACUACUUUUGCACCAUGUUAACAGUGCUCAGUGCCUACAGUUUUCUCUAUGGGAGAGCCUAUUUGGCAUUAUCUGGGGUUGGUGAAACGAUUCAAGAAAGAGCAGAUAUAUUUGAUAAUACUGCACUAAAUGCUGCUCUCAAUGCACAGUUUCUUUUUCAGAUUGGUGUAUUUAGUGCAGUGCCAAUGAUUUUGGGUUUCAUCUUGGAACAAGGAUUCCUGAGAGUAUGUUAUUCAUCUCUUGAUUUUCAGCGGUUAUCAUUUAUUCAAAAUGCAGCUAUUCCUUCAAAAAGUUUAUGUUUCGUAUAAUUGUUAUUUAUUUCUUUGGAAAUGAAUGCCAGAU